GGAACGCGGGAGGAUGCGGAGCCUGGGGCAGGGGGGGCCCUGAGCGCCAUCGCAGUUUGACUGGAGGCAAAAGUCCAUCCGGGGGGGCCAAGGGAGGGGCAGAGGAGGGGACGGCUUAGGGGCACUGGGAAGCCAGGGAGUCGGCCGAAGGAGGCCAGGGAGCCUCUGGCGGGAAGGCGAGCGGGCUGGGGGAGGGGGCGCGGUGGGAGGCGGAGUAGAAGAAGACAAAAGCCGAAAGCGAGCCGGGCCGGGUCGGCACACUCGGGCAGGAGGGGCCAUUUGUGCAGCGAGCAGCCGGCGCGGAGAGGCCGUAGUGCGCAGAGCAUCCCGCUCGGCCGGCAGCAUGGGGAAGGGGGGCAAUCAGGGCGAGGGGGGCCCCGAGCGCGAGGCGCCCAUACCCACCUUCAGCUGGGAGGAGAUUCAGAAGCACAACCUGCGCACGGACCAGUGGCUCGUCAUCGACCGCAAAGUCUAUAACGUCACCAAGUGGUCCAAGCAGCACCCGGGGGGCCACCGGGUCAUCGGACACUACGCAGGGGAAGAUGCUACGGACGCCUUCCACGCCUUCCACCCCAACCUCGAUUUUGUGCGCAAGUACAUGAAGCCUUUGCUGGUCGGGGAGCUGGCCCCAGAGGAGCCCAGCCAGGACCGCGGCAAGAACUCGCAGAUCACCGAGGACUUCCGGGCCCUGAAGAAAACAGCUGAGGACCUGAAGCUGUUCAAGACCAACCACCUGUUCUUCCUCCUCCUCCUGGCCCACAUCAUAGCCAUGGAGAGCCUCGCAUGGUUCAUCAUCUUCUACUUUGGCAAUGGCUGGAUUCCGACCCUCAUUACGACCUUUGUUCUUGCUACCUCGCAGGUUCAGGCUGGAUGGCUGCAACAUGACUACGGCCACCUUUCUGUCUACAAGAAAUCCAGGUGGAACCACAUCGUCCACAAGUUCAUCAUUGGCCACAUGAAGGGCGCCUCAGCCAAUUGGUGGAACCAUCGCCACUUUCAGCAUCAUGCCAAGCCCAACAUCUUCCACAAGGACCCGGAUGUGAACAUGCUGCACGUGUUUGUCCUGGGCGAGUGGCAGCCCAUUGAGUACGGCAAGAAGAAGCUGAAAUACCUGCCCUACAACCACCAGCACGAGUACUUCUUCCUGAUUGGACCGCCGCUGCUCAUCCCCAUGUAUUUCCAGUAUCAGAUCAUCAUGACCAUGAUUGUUCGCAAAGACUGGGUGGACUUGGCCUGGGCCAUCAGCUACUACUCCCGUUUCUUCAUCACCUACAUCCCUUUCUAUGGCAUCCUGGGAGCCCUCCUCUUCCUCAACUUCAUCAGGUUCCUGGAGAGCCACUGGUUUGUGUGGGUCACUCAGAUGAAUCACAUCGUCAUGGAGAUUGACCGCGAGCCCUACCGUGACUGGUUCAGCAGCCAGCUGGCAGCCACCUGCAACGUGGAGCAGUCCUUCUUCAACGACUGGUUCAGCGGGCACCUCAACUUCCAGAUCGAGCACCACCUCUUCCCCACCAUGCCUCGGCACAACUUCCACAAGAUCGCCCCCCUGGUGAAGUCCCUGUGCGCCAAGCAUGGCAUCAAGUACCAGGAGAAGCCGCUGCUGAGGGCCCUGCUGGACAUCAUUCACUCCCUGAAGAAGUCUGGGCAGCUGUGGCUGGAUGCGUACCUCCACAAAUGAAGCUGCAGCCCUUGGGCACCCGUUGCGGGGGAGGGGGGUUAGGCUGGGUGGUGGCCGAAGGGAAGGGUGGGUUUUUGUUCUGAGGGUACCCAGGAGGCUGAGGUACACACAUCGCUCACGGGCGCCAUUUUUGGUUUUCCCUCUUUCUCCUCUCCUUUCUCCCUUCCCUUCUGCCUCCACCCUUGCUCAUGGAGCCUGCCCAUGUUAGCCUGGGCCCUCUCCCAGUGCCUCCUAGCCCCUUCUGAUAGGAGCAGAGAGAGGUAGACACGAGAGGUGUCUCUACCCUGCCUCUGCCCCCCGCCCCUGAAGAUUGGAUGGGACCAGAAGUCCACUAAUGCAGACUGGGCCCCUGCUGGCAGUCCGGGCACCGGCCUCACACUCCCUUCUGCCCCUCAGACUCUUUCCUGGGGUCUGCGGGGUGGGUGCUAGUCAAGCAGAUGGCUACCUGCACUCCAGGCCUGAUUCCACAUCUGUCCUGCCCUUCUGCAGGGAGGUGUGCCUUCUGCUGGGAGGUGUGCUUUGUGCCCCGCGCAGGCCAGCUCGGAUGUCUAGAAACACCCGGGCCUCCCUGCAGGCCCAGUUUCCCUUCAGAUGCCCUAGGCCCUGAUUUCAGACUCCUGCCUGCCUGGCAGCCAGCUCAGGCCCGGGGCCUAGGGACUUGCCCUCCUCUACCCCUACCCACUCCACCUCUGACCGUGGGCCCUAGCAGGUUCCAGUCCAUCUUACCAAACUCCAGAGCCCAUGAUCUUGGGACCAAAAGGAGAGUCACUCACGUGGGCUCAGCAGAGGCAGUGGCCAGGUUAGGAGCAGGCAGCCCACCUGUGGGCUCGGGCCACCCCUGGGUGGAUGGGAGACCUGAGCUUCGGGGGCAGUCAGACCCCACCUUCCCCAAGUGCCCCCAGCCAGGCAUCCCAGCCAGCCCAGGACCGUUGGGCCAGGUGGAGUUGGGCCCUGCAGGGUGCUGGGGGCACUGGAGCUGGGGGUGUCCUCUUUGCCGCUCCUCAUGGGGUUCCCCGGCUCUCUUUCCUGUCUUUACUCUUACUGUUAUUUUAACCUUGUGCUACAGGAUGCUCUCUGAUAGGGAGAUGGCAGGGAGGCUGGGCCUUGUGACAAUCUGUCUUUUACCACAAGCCCCCCAUGUCCUGCUUUUGGGAGGGCAGUGGGCAACAGAGAGAUGGAGGGAGUCUCUGGGCGAGGCAGCCCUGAGGAGCAAGGGGAGUGGGGGGACCUGAUGAGGGCGGAGGGUGCUGAGAUGAGAUGGGAGAGGGGCUGAGAAAGUGUGAAGGGUGGGGGAGGGGAGCCUGCUGCCACUGGAGCUGCUGCAUUUAAAAAUCUAACCCACUAACCAAUAUUUAGAUUCAGGGAAGGGGGGGCACAUUGAGCUUAGAGUGGGAGCACCCACAUCUAGUGUUGACAGACCUUUGGGUUGCCAUGGCAACACAGGCCUUUCCCUGGCCUUCCACUGAGGAAACAAGCCCAGGUAGCUGCUCACUCCCCUAGAGGUGGACUAGAUCUGUAGGGACCUGAUCUUACUUUUUAUCGCGUUGCUUCCCUACCCCUGUGUUUUCUGGAAAUAAAAGAGAUAAUUUUA
Messenger RNA from Trichechus manatus latirostris (Florida manatee), 3269 nucleotides. It is a transcript of the gene FADS2, whose product is annotated as fatty acid desaturase 2. The transcript is spliced from 12 exons. Lineage: Eukaryota; Metazoa; Chordata; Mammalia; Sirenia; Trichechidae. Gene Ontology annotation, cellular component: membrane. Gene Ontology annotation, molecular function: oxidoreductase activity, acting on paired donors, with oxidation of a pair of donors resulting in the reduction of molecular oxygen to two molecules of water. The record is from RefSeq and is a predicted model, not a curated record. Bases 344 to 1678 code for a protein of 444 amino acids. Gene Ontology annotation, biological process: lipid metabolic process.